Messenger RNA from Carassius gibelio (silver crucian carp), 5063 nucleotides. RefSeq lists its product as uncharacterized. The record is from RefSeq and is a predicted model, not a curated record. Lineage: Eukaryota; Metazoa; Chordata; Actinopteri; Cypriniformes; Cyprinidae. The transcript has 7 exons. The coding region runs from base 286 to 4086 and encodes 1266 amino acids. Gene Ontology annotation, biological process: cell differentiation.
GGACCUGAGAGCGUUUAGAAACUCCCUUUUAAUUCUCACCUGGAGCCUCUUGAAGAGUAAGCAGAGAAGAGUAUCUCAUGCCAGAGGCGAGCACAGUCUGCAAGGACUGUUCAAGACUGGCUGCUCUCUAAGGAACAAGAGUUUCCUAAAAAAAAAAAAACCCCGAAUACUGUGGAUAUGCCUCAGCUCAACUUUCCAGACCAGAUUAACAUGGACCGUCCGAUGUAAAGGAUUUUAUAGCACCGAGCAAAGAAACUGAGGGAUCCCGAAGUUACAGGCUGCGCAAUGUCAUCUGGCCGUGAGUCUGUAGGGGAUCUGAUUCCCCCAGAUAUGCUGCAGGUGUUCAAUGAGGAGUGGCAGGGCGGCAGGGGCAAACGGGGCAGGAGAAAGGCAGGAUCCUUCAGCCGUGCCUUCAAGUGGUUGAAGAGCCAGCGUAGGAAAACCCGCCAACGUGGUACAGAGAUUCAUGGAGACUUGCUCAUCGCUGGAUCACCUGUAGAACUACCAAAAUCUACACUUACAACAGGCCCUAAAGAGGAAGUUGUGGGUGCUACUUCUGUUCAGGAGUUCCAAGAAAAUGUGUUUGUGGAGGGUAAUCGGCCUAAAUAUGUGUUGGACCUUCACACAGAGGCCCAGCAGGGCCUUAAAUUGCAGCAGCAAGAGGAUGAUAGGAAUGGGAUUGAUUACCCUGAUGACCAAAGUAUGAUCUCAACAGUAACAGCUCAGACUGAAGUCAGCAUGGCCUUCAGUGAACUGAGAGGCUUUGAGUCUGAGAGCACAGCAGCUGAUUCGGUUUCCAUGCGCUCAUCCAUUUCUUCACGAUCAACACGCUCAGGACUCAAACGUCAAGCCUCAACGUUCAGACCCUUGAAGCCAGAUAAGACUGCAGAGAAGACAAAGUCUCGUAGGAGACAUGUGAGAACUGUUGUAGGAAUUCCUCGACACAUCCAGAGAGAACUGGGUUUGGACAGGGCAGCAUGGAUCACCACCAGUGCUCUUGAUGGUCAGCUGUCCAAUGGAGACAUGAUCAUACCCACCAUAAUUUCCACUGUGGAUGGUGUGUCUUUCAGCUGUGAACAAGAAAGUGUACCAGACCAUCUACAAGGUGUGCAGAACCUGUACACUGUUAAGGAAACCAACGCAGAGCUCCUUACACUGACUAAACCCAAAGAUGACAUCUUUCAAGGGCUCAUGAACCAUUCUGUAGAUCCAGAAAAGUCCGGAGCAGGCAUUCUAGGUGUUCCUUGGACAGAGAACCAAACUGGUGCGGUGAUGUCCAUCUCACCUCAGGCCACAUACAUGUCUAAAAUCAUUCCAAAUGCUGUUCUUCCACCAUCUGUGGAUGUUGUGGAAAUCAGUCGGAGCCAAAGUCGCAGCAGUGUCCGAACCGUCAGCAAGAGCAGUCUGGUGUCAGCCAGCCCAGCAUCCACACGUGCUUCCUCCAGAGUCUCUUCACAUCGUUCCACAGCCUGCUCAAACUACUCUGGGUGGAGCCACUCGGGAUCGUCAGAAACAAUAGUAUCCAAUUCUUCUACCAUCUCCAGCAGUAGCACUCCCCGUGUGGCCAGCAGAGGGAGUCAGGUUGAGAACACAUAUAGACCAGUCAAGCUGAACAAUGAUGUUAAAACUACUAAUAUGAAUGGGGGCUCUACAGAGGAAGAGGAUAGCAGAAAAAAAGGAUCUGAUGCUGCUUUCACACGUAACCUAUCAGUGAUUAAAAGGGGAAACAAACCUCCAGCUCCUCCCAACAGGUCAUACUCUUUACACAAUGGGAAACAGGCCUGGAAGGCAUCUGAGAGUAAUACCUAUUUUGCUGAUGUCAGCGCUCCCGAUGAGUCCCCAUACCCAGGUGUAAUUUCUGUAUCUAAAACGAAGACCACCAUUCACAAGUUGAGCCCUAAAAUAGACAUACCUCCCUCCAGUGGACCCACAACUAUCACAUCAGAGGAGAGACAGCCAGUCAGCAGAGACAAGAAAACAAUGUUACCUGAAGUAAAGAUAUACAGCAAUAACCUUCAAGUGUCUUCCAUUGAUGCACCACAUUCAUACACAAAUGGCACCAGUAAGCUUGCUGAACUUAAGAACACCCUUCUGUCAAAAAGUCUAAUUAAUAGUAACAGUUCCUCCCCAGCUGUAAUGGCUCUUCGAUCUCUGUUAGAGAUUCCCUCCCAUCCCAAGGUACUGGCUCCGCCAGCUCCUCCUCCUGAGACCUGGGCUCACAACCAGCGAACUUUUGAACUGCUGUGUGGACCCGGACCUGUUAACUAUGCACGCUGGGCCAAAAAGAGAGGUCUUAAAAUAGUAGAUGAACCAGAUGUAGCCUUGGCAAACACUGACCGAGUAAAUGCAGCAUCUCUAUUGCAGGCAGUAGAGAUAAAAGGCAAAAUUGAAUCCAUAGCACCACUUGCUUGUGUUGCCCCAUCUCCAUCACCUCCCCCAGAACAUUGCCCACCAACACCAUACAACAGCCAAGCCAUACCUCCUCCACCCCCUCCAGACUUUGUUCCUUCAACUCCUACACUAGCUGCCAAAGCAAUAAAGGACUUAACUACUUGGAUCCCACCACCUCCUCUGUUUCCUCCUCCGGCGCCUCCAGCAGGUACGGCUUCGGCAACUCCUGUCGUUGUGCAAAAUGAUAUCGACUUUCCUCCACCGCCCCCACCAUUUUCGCCACAGUUUCUACUGACAUUGCCUCAAUUACCUCCAGAUAUUCCACUGCCACCACCACAGGAAGUUCCACCUCCACCAAGACCACCUUCUGAACCACAGAAAAUCCCAUCCCCUCCACAAGAAUCCCAACCUUCAACACACAAAGUGUUAGUAACAUCAUCUGAAACUUCUCAACAAAUCAACGUUCCUCCACCUCUUCCACUGCUCACUGAUUUAAAAUCUCAACAAGUCAGUGUUCCUCCCCCUCCUCCUCCACCUGGUAAUGUAAAGAUGGAGGACAGACUAGAGACAACAGAACCAGAGAAACGGACAAGCAGUCCCUCUCCUGCCAAAGAGGAGACCUCUGGUCCUGUGGUCACCCAGUCUCUCCUACAGAUGGUUCGUCUUAGGUCAGUUAAGUCCAAUCAGAGCCAUGCUGUAGAAACUGAUAAAACAUCACAACCCAAACCUAAAUCAAGUGGCAAUCAAGAGGCACCUCCAAAGCCAAACAGAAGGUCUUUGAUUAUAACAUCAUUGCCCCCUGAUGUGGAAGCUCUUUCCAACACAGAGCAAAAAACUGAAGCUUCGUCCCUCAACACAAACGCAACCACUGUAUUAAGUAUUCAGCAAGGAUCACCUGAACGAGAAACUCAAUCAAACAAGAUUUCUCAAAUGCCAAAUGUUUCAUCAGCUACAUGUCCACCUACCGAACCAAGUAACAAUCCAGCUCCUACUGAACCAGCAGCUAAACAACCCUGUGCUGAAAUAGAACUCAAACCCCAAACCAACAUGGAACAAAUUCAACAUUUAGUGCCUGACCCAGCAACCCUGAUAAGCACAACAGAACCAAAGGACCAAUCAAUCAAUGAUCAAAAGUCUCAACACCAGGCACAAGAACCCAACAAGACCCCACAUAAUUCAGAGAAGCAAUUAAGCACCAUUGAAAUGCACCCAAAGCUAGAAGAGGAGCAGCCAAAGACCCAAACAGCAAUGCCUAUUGUCUCUUCCCCAACUCCCAUAGUCUCUUCGCCAGCUAACCCCUCCAUGCGUCUCCAGGAUGCCAUUCGUCUAAAGGCUGCCACUAUGUCUUCAAAAGACAAUCAAGCCAAGCGUUUUGGUCUGUGCUCUCCUCCCCCAGCCAUGGCUAGUGGCACCACUGUACCAAACUCCCCUGCAUCUACAGCCAGCUUCGUCUUCUCCAAAAGCCCAAAGAAGGUCAUAAUAGAGACACCGUCAUCCUUAGAGGUUCAGGGUGACCUAAGGAAAACUCUGGUGGCAGAGUUAGCAUCUGUCUCUGAUUUAGACAAGUCUACUGACUCACACAAGAUGGCUAACAAAGUUCCUCCACCUAUUGCUAAGAAACCCAACACUAAGGUUGAGAGAGUUGUUCAGAACUCUGCAGAGGCCGAAUCCGUAGCCAAGACUGAGCAUGUGUAAACAGAAACUGUACAAACUGCCGGACAGGAAGUACAGAGAACUCUGAGAAAAGAAGUGAAUGAACGUGCACAAAUGAUUUAAUAACCCUCGAGUUUUUGCUUUAUUUUGUAGAUAACCCGGCUUUAGAUCCUAGGCCCAAACUGCUUAAGCAAUUUUUAAAUAUACCAAAAAAGUCUUUAUGUACAGAUAGGCAUAUUGCACUUUUUGUACACUGGUUUAGUGUAACUGAUUCUCAUUCAUCAUGGGAAUGCGUGUCACUGGUAUUUGGAAAUUAUAAAUAUUCUUAUUUUAUUUAUAUGUCCUCAAACUUAAACAGAAGCCAUGCUACCUUCUAGUUUAGUGAACUCCUCCCUACUGGUAGCACUGUAAUAACUGUGGCAACAUAGCAGGAACGCACCAAAAGAGAAGUUUUAAGUUUAUAAUAGAGUUGAGCAAUCAAUCUCUAUGCUUGAUUUUUACAGUUAUCAAUGAAUGCCUGAAUAUGGGAGCAGUACGAAAGGAAAUUAGGGUAAAGAAUGUAAAGAAGGUGAACAAAAGACAGAGAACAGAUGGGAGAAUAGACCACUGAUUUUGGGGUGGGGGUUGUGACUAUUAUGUUUUCCAAUUGCAGAGUGUAACUAAGCCUAUUUUUACUAAAACACUAACUCCUUAAAGGUAAUGGUAAUGACAUUCCCCACACCAAGUAUCCAUAUGUAGAAAUGUGGAGAAGGAAUCUGAGCAAGUCUAAAUGAAACAGAAGGAUAGAGCCAAUGAAUGAAACCGAAGCUGUGUUCUCAACAUAGUAGGCAGGUAGGGCCAAGAAGGUGGUCAGAAGUCAUGAAACUGCAUAAACAAAAGGCCUAAGGUCUUCAUCUCUGUGUAAGCAGUACCUUUGGUUUAGCUGUUUUUAUUUUAACACAUAAGUUCCAUUUGUUUACACAGUUCAUGUACAUUAUAGUCUACAGACAGGACAAAUAAAAGAAAAUGAAUGUUUUUGA